CUUUGUGUAACGGAGCAAUUCCAUCGUUUCUAUGAUGAAAUAGACUCGAGGAUCAGCAAUGUCUGGUCUACCGUGGGAAAGCGAGGAAAGUCAAAACUACAUUCGAGCGGAAUAUAUUCUCACUGAUGCUGUAAGAAAGGAGUUGAGGAAUUUAUUUAUUCAUGAAUGGAACAAACGUCACCAGGCUUCUCUCGGAGCAUGGGAUGACACAAACGUCAGUGGUAGUCAGUUGUUUAAUCUGGAGAAAAAACGAAGAAGGCUAAAUAAGACCAUGCUUCAGUCCAAAUUUCAAAAUGGAAAUACAAAUGAGUGGGAUUGUACCGUACUUUUUGAUGCAAUUCUUUAUUCCAAGUCAAUCGGUUGUAGUCUUAGUACAACAGAAAAGACUGAAAUCGAUAUUCUUCGAAAACUGCGAAAUGAAAUAAUUCAUGAAAUACCUGACAAAACGCUAACCGAUAAAGAAUUUCAAACCAUGACAACAAAAGUUGAGAAUGCAUUGGGUGCAUUGGGACUGUCAAUCAACGAGGUCGUUCGAAUAAAAAACCUGUUUGCGUCAUUUAUAAUUCUUCCCCCUGAACCAGCCCAUGAAGUCGUUUACCGUUCUGACAAGAUACACGAGAUAAGACAGAUCCUUGAAAAGUUGCGCAGUCAUAACGAUGGCAAACUUACAUAUUUGUACAUCUCUGGGAAUCCAGGCAGUGGAAAAUCUCAACUCGCCAGACAAGUUUGUGAAGAUAUUUGCAAAGAUGUUAAUGCGAAAGACAAAGCAAUGUUUGUAAUGACAUUGAACGGAAAAGAUUUAGAUUCUCUUCUUUAUUCAUAUAAAGAUUUUUGUCGUCGGCUGAAUUGUAACGAGAGCGCAUUGCAAAGUAUUUCAAGUUCAUCUAAACCUAAAGAAGAAAAAAUAAAAGAUUUAAGAUCGCAAAUAUCUUGCAAAAUAAAAAAUUGGAAAAAGUGGUGGAUCAUCGUUGACAAUGUGGAAAAUCUAGAACUCAUAUCCCCACUACUGCCUUUGAAGGGAGACGAAGUUUGGAAGGACGGCCAAGUUAUAUUAACAACACAAAACACAAAUGCUGUCCAACAAGACAGUACCUCAACUAAGCAUAUCUCACUUAUUCAUGGUAUGAAUGACCAAGAGUGUCGCCAGCUGCUUGUUCUAUUAUCGUGUACCGAGGUCAAUGACCCAUUACUAGAUGAGAUGGCGGAGAAGUUGGAUCGUCAACCACUGGCAAUGGCCGCGGCAGCCGUGUAUAUGAGAGAAGUAACCAAUAGUUGCCCAGAUUUUUCUUGGCGAGAUUAUUUACAAAAACUUGAGAAGGGUAAAAGGGGUUUAACCGAGGAACGUCUUCGGCAAAUGAAUUCAGCGGCAUAUUCCUCCACAAUGAGCACGGCAGUGUUGCUAGCGGUUAGAAAAUGUGCAGAAAAUAACACAAUCCUGGAACAUGCUUUCAACCUUUUCUCUUUGUUAUCUUUUGAACCAUUACCACUUGAUCUUGUUGUAAAAUAUAUUCAGGAGCAACAGGAGGUAGAUGCGGAGGACGUCAUUACCGCAAUAAAACUCUCCUCGCUGUUUGUUCAGGAUGGUAGCAAUGGUGAUGUCCGCCUACAUCGUGUUGUUCAUGAAGCCGUCAAAACCUUUUGUCUUUUCGAUAAAUCUAAAAAAGAUAAUACGGAAAACAAAAGUACAAGCGAGGAAGAAAAUAUAACUCACAUUUACAGGGUUGUCAAAAUAAUGAGUUACUUUAGUGAAAGAGAAGAUAAAAUCAAAUCUAUUCCGCAUUUGAAAGCAUUUCACAAAGAAAUUAUUGACAACAUUCAUUUUCCCGAUCAAGCAUUACACUUAUUAAGCUUACAUUUCGAAAAAGCUGAGAUUUCUCAAAUGUAUAUAUCUUUGGGCAGCACACUUUAUCGCUUUUGUCAGUAUGAACUGUCGAUGGAAUUUCUUCAACUGGCACUAAAAAUUCAAUUAAAUCACCUUGGUCCGAAUCACACAUACGUAGCAACUUCAUACAACAGCCUGGGCAAUGUGUGUAGCAGAAAAGGUGAUCUUGAUCAGGCUAAUGAAUAUUAUCAACGGGCGCUAAAAAUUAAAUUGGAACAAUUAGGACCGAAUCAUACUGACGUUGCCACUUCAUACAACAGCCUAGGCAAUGUGUGUAGCAGAAAAGGUGAUCUGUAUCAGGCUAAUGAAUAUUGUCAACGGGCGCUAAAAAUUCAAUUGGAACAAUUAGGACCGAAUCAUACUGACGUUGCCACUUGUUACAACAGCCUGGGCAAUGUGUGUAGCAGAAAAGGUGAUCUUGAUCAGGCUAAUGAAUAUUAUCAACGGGCGCUAAAUAUCCAAUUGGAACAAUUAGGACCGAAUCAUACUUACGUUGCGAGUUUAUACAACAACCUGAGUAAUGUGUGUAGCAAAAAAGGUGAUCUUGAUCAGGCUAAUGAAUAUUGUCAACGGGCGCUAAAAAUUAAAUUGGAACAGUUAGGAGCGAAUCAUACUGACGUUGCCACUUGUUACAACAGCCUGGGCAAUGUGUGUAGCAGAAAAAGUGAUAUUGAUCAGGCUAAUGAAUGUUAUCAACGGGCGCUAAAAAUCCAAUUGGAACAAUUAGGACCGAGUCAUACUGACGUUGCCACUACAUACAACAGCCCGGGCAAUGUAUGUAGCAGAAAAGGUGAUAUUGAUCAGGCUAAUGAAUAUUAUCAACGGGCGCUAAACAUUCAAUUGGAACAAUUAGGACCGAAUCAUACUGACGUUGCGAGUUCAUACAACAAGCUGAGUUAUGUGUGUAGCAGAAAAGGUGAUCUUGAUCAGGCUAAUGAAUAUUGUCAACGGGCGCUAAAAAUUCAAUUGGAACAAUUAGGACCGAAUCAUACUGACGUUGCCACUUCAUACAACAGCCUGGGCAAUGUGUGUAGCAGAAAAGGUGAUAUUGAUCAGGCUAAUGAAUAUUAUCAACGGGCGCUAAACAUUCAAUUGGAACAAUUAGGACCGAAUCAUACUGACGUUGCCACUUCAUACAACAGCCUGGGCAAUGUGUGUAGCAGAAAAGGUGAUCUUGAUCAGGCUAAUGAAUAUUAUCAACGGGCGCUAAAAAUUAAAUUGGAACAAUUAGGACCGAAUCAUACUGACGUUGCCACUUCAUACAACAGCCUGGGCAAUGUGUGUAGCGGAAAAGGUGAUCUUGAUCUGGCUAAUGAAUAUUAUCAACUGGCGCUAAAAAUCCAAUUGGAACAAUUAGGACCGAAUCAUACUGACGUUGCGAGUUUAUACAACAACCUGAGUAAUGUGUGUAGCAGAAAAAGUGAUCUUGAUCAGGCUAAUGAAUAUUGUCAACGGGCGCUAAAAAUCCAAUUGGAACAGUUAGGACCGAAUCAUACUGACGUUGCCACUUCAUACAACAGCCUGGGCAAUGUGUGUAGCAGAAAAGGUGAUCUUGAUCAGGCUAAUGAAUAUUAUCAACGGGCGCUAAAAAUUAAAUUGGAACAAUUAGGACCGAAUCAUACUGACGUUGCUACUUCAUACAACAGCCUGGGCAAUGUGUGUAGCAGAAAAGGUGAUCUUGAUCAGGCUAAUGAAUGUUAUCAACGGGCGCUAAACAUUCAAUUGGAACAAUCAGGACCGAAUCAUACUGACGUUGCGAGUUUAUACAACAACCUGAGUAAUGUGUGUAGCAAAAAAGGUGAUCUUGAUCAGGCUAAUGAAUAUUGUCAACGGGCGCUAAAAAUUCAAUUGGAACAAUUAGGACCGAAUCAUACUGACGUUGCCACUUCAUACAACAGCCUGGGCAAUGUGUGUAGCAGAAAAGGUGAUCUUGAUCAGGCUAAUGAAUAUUAUCAACUGGCGCUAAAAAUCGAAUUGGAACAAUUAGGACCGAAUCAUACUGACGUUGCGAGUUUAUACAACAACCUGAGUAAUGUGUGUAAAAUAAAAGGUGAUCUUGAUCAGGCUAAUGAAUAUGUCAACGGGCAAAAAUUCAAUUGGAACAAUUAG
Molecule: messenger RNA, 3991 nt
Organism: Dendronephthya gigantea
Lineage: Eukaryota; Metazoa; Cnidaria; Anthozoa; Malacalcyonacea; Nephtheidae
Product: tetratricopeptide repeat protein 28-like
Exons: 3
Coding region: 59-3991 (1310 amino acids)
Molecular function (GO): protein binding
Source: RefSeq, a predicted model, not a curated record